AUGACCAACCACUGUCUCUCAUGGAGGCAGCUCUGCCUAGCUGUCCUGUCUGUCGCAACUGUGGUCUGUGGGGUUUCAAUUGCGAACCACACAAAUUCCCCUGCCUGCCGUUGUAUGCCGCAAGACCCUUGUUGGCCUGAAGAUAACCAAUGGGCCCGAUUCAACAAAACCGUGAAUGGGAAUUUGAUUGCGACUGUCCCGAUCGCCAGCGUCUGUCACCUCGACUCGUUCAUGCCGUACGAUCAACCACAAUGCGUACAACUCCAGUCCAACUGGGGUUUCCCAAAAACGCACUAUGAGAGCUCCUCAUCAAUUAUGGCGACCAGGUUCACGAACCUAAGCUGCAAUCCCUUCUCGUCGAAGACCUCUCCUUGUACGAUCGGGAACUACGUCCAGUACGCCGUGAACGCGACAGAUGCCCCACACGUGCAGAACACAAUCAAUUUUGCAGCUCAACACAACAUUCGCCUUGUCAUCCGUAAUACUGGACAUGACUUACUUGGGAAGUCCACUGGAGCUGGAGGGCUAGCGAUUUGGGUGCAUCACAUGAAAGAUAUUUCUGUCGUGGACUACAUCUCGUCACACUAUUCCGGCAAAGCCAUGAAGAUGGGAGCUGGGGUUCAAUCAUUUGAAGCUAGCGACGCGGCAUAUAAAGCUGGACUUGUUGUCGUGGGCGGCAAUUGUCCAACAGUUGGACUGGCAGGGGGGUAUUCCCAAGGCGGCGGACAUGGCCAACUGGUGUCCCAUGUGGGCCUUGCUGCUGAUCAGGUACUGGAAUGGGAGGUUGUUCUCGCAAAUGGGAAGCUAGUGACCGCAUCCCCAACAAACUAUCCAGAUCUCUACUGGGCACUGUCAGGUGGAGGUGGAGGCACGUACGGUGUUGUCGUGUCGAUGACGAGCAAAGCUUACCCUGAGCUGCCGACGGCAUCUGGUAACUUUUCAUUCUCCGACACCGGUGUAUCGCGAGAUAAAUUCUUUGCAGCAGUCAGCAUGUUUAUAUCGAUUCUUCCCUCGAUCGCGGAUACUGGAGGGGCCAGUGUUUGGUGGUUAACCAACAACACCCUAUCAACGACGCCUACUACCAUUCCGGGCGGCACAGCGACAAUUUUCAAUUCUCUUUUUGCUCCUUUAAUUGCAUUUCUUGAACAGAACGACAUACAGUACACGUAUUACGUGGACGAUUUCCCGACAUACCACGAUGCCUACCAGACAAUGAGCCCACCGGACAACAUAACGGAUCAACUUGCUGGAGGUCGCCUGAUUCCAAGAUCCGUGGUCGAGGAGAACUUGGCUGAUCUAACCACCGUCUUGCGUAAUAUUGUCGAAGGAAACGGUGGAUUCCUGAUUUCAGGAGUUAUGGUCAACUCAUCUCGAGUUGCAUAUCCCGACAACAGUGUCAACCCAGCCUGGCGAGACGCGUUGAUGGAUAUUGUAAUCGGAGCGAUGUUCAACUAUACUGACUUCGAAAGCAAUAUCGCUCCCCAGAAGGUCAUUACCGAUGUUCUUAUGCCUACACUGGAAGAGUUGACACCUGGAAGUGGUGCAUAUUUGAAUGAAGCUGAUCCAAAUCAAAUAGAUUGGCAACAGGCAUUUUAUGGGGAUAACUAUGACAAUUUACUAACGAUUAAGAGAAAGUAUGAUCCUGAUAAUAGGUUCUACGCUUUCAAGGCUGUAGGCAGCGAUGCUUGGAGAGUUACAGACAAUGGCCGGUUGUGUAAAUCGCAAGAUUACCAGACCGAAUGA
Molecule: messenger RNA, 1743 nt
Organism: Penicillium hordei
Lineage: Eukaryota; Fungi; Ascomycota; Eurotiomycetes; Eurotiales; Aspergillaceae
Product: FAD-dependent oxidoreductase
Exons: 3
Coding region: 1-1743 (580 amino acids)
Molecular function (GO): FAD binding; oxidoreductase activity
Source: RefSeq, a predicted model, not a curated record